AUAGAAAAACCCGGUUUCAAGUCAAACUAUUUAUGUAUGUUUAGGUAUACUUCUUUGAAUUUUAUCCGUACAACAGUUAACUUAUUUUACCUCUUAAUAUUGAAUACAGGUCACUUAUAUACUGUUCGGGCUCUUUCUUCACCUCUUCAAGUUACGCUUCAACUUCUUUGAUUCAAUGGAAAUUGGAAUGUCAUCAACUCAGCCUGCAUCUGAGAGUGAUCGCCGUCUAGACCAACGAGUUUAUAAUACUCCUACUGCCUCACAAGUUGCUGCAAUAUGGGUGGAGGAUAACAACACAGAAACUCCAGAAAGCAAACACAUUCGUGUUUAUGCUCAUAGUGAUGGUUAUACAGCAUCCACAUUCCGAGAAGGUGCAGAGAGAAUGGGGCUUCUAACAGAAAAUGCUGCUGCUGAUGUUUGCCUUGAAGAGGCUGUGAUGUAUCAAAUGCCCAGUAGUUUGCGGAGAUUAUUCGCGACACUAUUGGUGUUUUGUGACAUUCCAAAUCCAAGAGAGUUAUGGGCUAAAUACAAAAAGUAUCUAUAUGAAGAUUUUUCGCAGGUACACAUCUACACUCCAUUGGAAAUGGAAACAAUGACACUAAAACUUAUUGGAGAUAUUACUGAAGCACUUGGAAAAAGUCUACCACCCCACACAUUAGUUCUAAAAAAGAAUUGUCCAGUAAUUCUUCUACGCAAUCUAAACCCGUGUGAAGGCCUGUGUAAUGGAACGCGCUUAAUUUGUGAUGCAUUUCACGAUCAUCUGAUAAGUUGUUUCAUUGCUUUUGGUGAAUAUAAGGGAAAGCAUGUCUUCAUACCAAGAAUUCCACUUGAGAUGUCUAGAGAUGAACGUUGCGCAAUCCCAUUUAAGAGAACUCAAUUUCCCGUCAAACUCUGCUUUGCAAUGACAAUAAAUAAAUCACAGGGUCAGACACUCGAAUUCGCAGGAAUCUUUCUUAGGCGACCAGUCUUCUGUCAUGGACAACUAUACGUUGCAAUGUCGCGGGCCAAAAAUGCUGCCUCCAUCAAGAUGCUUAUCUAUGAUGAAAUAGAUAAUUCGAAGACCACAAAUGCUACCGCAAACAUAGUGUAUAGUGAAAUCAUUGAAUAGCUUACAUAGGGAAGCACUAGCAGCUGCAAUAGAAAAGUAAACUACAUAGAAGGAAUCAAUUUUAAAUGCAUGCUGUGUGGUGACCCUGAAGCAAAAACAAUUAAGAGAUUCAGAAUUCUGGCCGAAAUAAAAGAUGAGCUUAGUG
Cuscuta campestris is the source of this 1253-nucleotide messenger RNA. Lineage: Eukaryota; Viridiplantae; Streptophyta; Magnoliopsida; Solanales; Convolvulaceae. The record is from the annotation of a GenBank genome assembly.